This is a messenger RNA of Xenopus laevis (African clawed frog), 3525 nucleotides long. It is a transcript of the gene grb2.S, whose product is annotated as growth factor receptor bound protein 2 S homeolog. The record is from RefSeq and is a predicted model, not a curated record. Lineage: Eukaryota; Metazoa; Chordata; Amphibia; Anura; Pipidae. Gene Ontology annotation, biological process: female meiotic nuclear division. Gene Ontology annotation, cellular component: Golgi apparatus; cytoplasm; endosome. The transcript is spliced from 6 exons. Bases 307 to 996 code for a protein of 229 amino acids.
ACGUUCACGUGAUCGUGACGUCACCCACGGCCUCAUCAACUGGGAACUAGCCCCUGCCUUAGACCGGAGUGGCGCACGUUGAAGGGAUUCCUAGCGCAGAACGAUCUUGUUGGCGGAGAAGGAGAGUGGACAAGGAAAUAGGACAAGCCUGGCCGCUCGUGAGUCCUUCCGGCAGCACUAAGUGAAGGUGAGACAACAAAGUGACACGUUGGUUCGACCCACGUGACUGAGGAGAGGCGCGGGCAGCGGAGGGGGAACAGUCUUUUUUCAUUUUGACGCCCCCAGGGGCAGGACUCUGCAUUCAGUAUGGAGGCGAUAGCUAAAUAUGACUUUAAAGCCACAGCUGAUGAUGAACUGAGCUUUAAAAGAGGGGACGUGCUUAAGGUCUUGAAUGAAGAAUGUGACCAAAACUGGUACAAAGCUGAACUCAAUGGCAAGGAUGGAUUUAUACCCAAAAACUAUAUUGAGAUGAAGCCACACCCGUGGUUUUUCGGCAAAAUUCCCCGUGCCAAAGCCGAAGAGAUGCUUGGAAAGCAGAGACACGAUGGUGCCUUUUUGAUUCGGGAGAGUGAAAGUGCUCCUGGAGAUUUCUCCUUAUCAGUCAAAUUUGGCAACGACGUGCAGCACUUCAAGGUCCUACGGGACGGAGCCGGCAAGUACUUCCUGUGGGUGGUAAAGUUCAACUCACUGAAUGAGCUGGUGGACUACCACAGGUCCACAUCCGUAUCUAGGAACCAGCAGAUCUUCCUACGAGACAUCGAGCAGGUUCCACAGGUACACGGGGGAGACAGAGCCACGAGUUUGCCACAGCAACCGACCUUUGUGCAGGCACUAUUUGACUUUGACCCCCAAGAAGAUGGUGAGCUUGGAUUCCGACGAGGAGACUUCAUCCAAGUUGUAGACAACUCUGACCCCAACUGGUGGAAGGGCACAUGCCUUGGCCAAACCGGCAUGUUCCCACGUAAUUAUGUGACACCUGUUAACCGUAACAUGUAACCAGGGUCGGCAAGGAUCCAGUGGCCAAGGAGGAGCACAGACAGGCUGAUCUGGGAGGCAUUUUGGACUGACUAUGCGACCAAGGGGAAAGAAAAUCUUCACCCAGGGGGAGCCCAAGACAGACUGACCAAGACAGACAGAUGACUGACCAGCUGAAUGCAGCCACGCACCACCAGCAAGGACAGUUUGCCCUGGGAUUGUCACAAAUACAUUAUAACAAGAUAGAAGCAUGGAAAGAUUAUUAACUGGGGGUUUUGGGAACAUAGACAUAUUGUAAGAAUGCUUAUGUUUUGACUGCCUAGAUCUGGUUGGCUGCCCUUUGACUGACAGAUGACAGUACUGCAAAAUAUUACAGGGGGUGGGGGGUGGGAAUGGUACGCAUUCAUUAUAGCUCACAACUCUUUGGACUGACUGUCUGACUAUAUUACAGUGGCCAAUGCUUCCUGGGCCUUGAUCUAAGUUGGCGAUCCCAGAAGCCUGCCUGUCUUUUGUGCAGUUUCUCUGCGUGUUUUCAGAAGGUGAACCCUUGGCCCAACAUCGAACUUUUUGGGUGGGAGGGUGGAGAGUCCGACUGACUCUGAGGGAGGGGAUGGGUGAUUGUUGAUGUUUGAUUUAGAAUGCCAAAACUUACCUUUAAAUUAAAAACAAAAACAAGAGACUUUUUUUUUUUUAAUUAACAAACUCCCUUUACUGCUGCUGUUUCUUCCCCACGUCCUGUUUCACUUCCCCCCCCAUACCAUGCAUGUGUUAUCCAAGCACUAAGUACACACGCCUUGGAAAAUAAAAUGUGCAGAAGUGAGAGCUGCCAUAUCCACUCAUUUUCUCUCUAUGCAAAUCUGGAUCUGCUGUUUUGAUUGUAAGGGGCCACAAAUGCUACUCCCUCUUCUUCCCAAAUAGGGAGGCUCCUGCCUCAGGCAUCUUUACAUGAUAUUGACAUUUUGUAUCUCCUGCAAUACGGCCUAAUCUUGUAUUCUGUGCUUCUUUCAGAACAGAAGUACUGGCAGGAAAAUACAAUUGGGACACUGGUUGGGAAGGGGCCAGCAGGGAUCUGGCAGGGUAUUGGUUAUAACCUAGGGUUUUGAAAGACAACAUUAAAGACAAAGCCCACUAUAAAAAAAAUUAAUGUUUUAGUAUAAUUUAUCAUUCUUCAGUUAAUCCGUUUCUGUGAGGUUGCUUUGGGGGAUUGACCCUAACAACCUGGCUGUGGUUUGGCGGACAUGGUUGCAAUGGAUUUAUGCUUUAAAUAUAAAACUUGACCUCGGCUUCUGCCCAGUAUGUCUUAAUAAGGAGCAGCACGUUGUUUCCUGGCUUGUGAACUCACGUUCUGGAUUGUCUUGCUUGUUAAAAGGGGAUUGAGAAGCCACAGAGGCUGAAUGAUAAGCUGCCCUUUUAGUAAGCAAGACAAGUGUUAGAGAAAGGCAUAGCUCAUAUAUAGCACAGCAUAUUCCUUCUGUGCAUUUGUACAUAAUUACUAGAGCUGCCAUACUACCUGCUUCUCCUGCUGUUUCAAUAACCGCAUAUGGAACAGCAUUAAAGGAGACAUUUUGUGUAACAAAAUAAGAAUGUACCAGUGCAUUAUACUCAUUUAGAUAUAGAAGAAUUGUGCUUAAAAAAAGUAGUGUUUCAGGCUGAUUUAUUCACUAUUUCUGCAAAAAGCCUAAUAAUCCCUCCCUUCUCUUCCACUUCCUGCUCCCUGAAUUCCCAGGCUGUGCAGGGGAACCGGCGGCUCUCAGCUCACUGCACUGUAGGACAGGAACCAAUCAGCAGCUAGCAGGACCUGAUAGGGAACUGAAGCCUGCCUGUGCUUGUGUGACUGCAGGGCUGUGAUUGGCUGUCCCCCUCCUACUGUGCUACUGGGAGGAACCGUUAGGACACGCCCACCCCUCAUUUGAAAGUCAGACAGGGACCAGUGAACAUCUAUAGGGAGCUCCAAUAAAGGGGCCAUUUUUAAAGAUAAAAUUAAUGUUUAGCACCAUGUAAAAGCAACACCAUAUAUUACUUAUAAUUGCUUCAAAUUUUUUAUCAUUUAUCGUAUGUCUCCUUUAACAGAGGAAAGUAAUAUGGCAGCUCUCAAAUUCAUACUGCCGUAUAAACAAGCCAUGCUUUUAGCAUCUAAGUGCAAUUAAAUGGGGAAAAAAAACCCAAACGAUCCAUAAGGUCUGUUUCCCCUUUGAGAUUGAAUUGUUAUCCAUGUCCUCAAAACCCUACGGUGGUAACAUUAAGUCCCUCACUGAGGACAGCUGGACUGUCUCUCUGGCCCCUCCGACUCUCGGUCCAUCUUAUCUGCUUCCUCAAGUUCGUCAUGUAAGGGGGGCUUGGAAUGCACCGGGACCAUAUGAUUGUCUAUUCUGGGAUUAGUGUGUAUCCUGCAGCCUUGCAGAUUGGUAACUUGUGUGUGUAUGAAACCAAUCAAAUCAGUGUUUAAUUAAAGAACGGCUUCUGUAUUUAAUCCUCCAAUGCAGCAUUCAGUAGAUAGAUGUUAACUGUUGUUAAUAAUAAUAAUAAAAAUCUGGCAUUUUCUUCACCCGA